Molecule: messenger RNA, 774 nt
Organism: Momordica charantia (bitter melon)
Lineage: Eukaryota; Viridiplantae; Streptophyta; Magnoliopsida; Cucurbitales; Cucurbitaceae
Gene: PLA2-ALPHA
Product: Phospholipase A2 family protein
Biological process (GO): lipid catabolic process; arachidonate secretion; phospholipid metabolic process
Molecular function (GO): A2-type glycerophospholipase activity; lipid binding; calcium ion binding
Source: RefSeq, a predicted model, not a curated record
CAAGACAAGCACAGCCCCCUCUCCUCUCUUCUCGCUCAAUCAAUCUCUUACAAAACACCCACAAAACUUUCUUCAACCAAAUACCAAAAUCUUUAAUUUGUUUCGAACUUGGGAAAAACAAUGAGUCGAUUUCAGGCCUUGUUGAAACUGCUUCUUCUUCUCUCUUCUUCUCUGCUCUGCCUCUCUGUGCCUGCCCGAGCCCUCAACAUCGGCGUUCAGGCCAUCGACGCCUCCAUUUCUCUGAGCAAAGAUUGCAGUAGGAAAUGCGAGUCAGAGUUCUGUUCAGUGCCUCCAUUUUUGAGAUAUGGCAAAUACUGUGGGCUGCUGUAUAGUGGGUGCCCUGGGGAGAGGCCCUGCGAUGGCUUAGAUGCUUGCUGCAUGAAGCACGACGACUGUGUUCAAGCCAAGAAUAAUGACUAUCUAAGCCAAGAGUGCAGCCAAAGCUUCUUGAAUUGCAUGGAGAACUUCAAGAGAUCAAAGCAAGCAACUUUCAAAGGAAACAAAUGCCAAAUUGAUGAAGUCAUUGAUGUCAUCUCACUUGUCAUGGAAGCUGCCCUCAUUGCUGGCAAAGUUUUUCACAAGCCAUAGCCUAACCCUGCUUUCUCUUCUCUUCUCUUCCAUUUUUCUCUCCUUUCUAUGUUCUUCUUUCCAUUUCUAUCCAACUUCAUUCAUUUUCCCCUAAUGCUUGUUUGUAAAAGAAGAUACUAAUGCCUUCUUUUUAAAACUCCUCUCUUUCCUCUUAAACAAUCAAUCAUAAUCAACUCUUUAAUCUUC